Monopterus albus (swamp eel) is the source of this 2214-nucleotide messenger RNA. RefSeq names its product sperm-specific antigen 2-like. Gene Ontology annotation, molecular function: signaling receptor binding. The transcript has 6 exons. Lineage: Eukaryota; Metazoa; Chordata; Actinopteri; Synbranchiformes; Synbranchidae. Bases 1 to 2214 code for a protein of 737 amino acids. The record is from RefSeq and is a predicted model, not a curated record.
AUGGACAUACUGAACUUGUGGAAUGAUGACCCAGAGCAGAUUCUCUUGGAGCUGGGCUUUGGCUGUGAUGAACCUGACCUCUCUGGACGCAUCCCAGCUCGAUUCAUCAAUUAUGAGUCUCAGGCAAGAGGAAUAAACCUCCAGGUGUUUCUGGAAGCCCAGAAGAACCGACUGGACCUGGAGAACCCAGAUGUCAGCAAUCGUUUUAGGCAGCUCGAGGUCCUCCAGCAGGUAACAACAGCAUUUUCCUCCUUGAUGGUGUUGUCCUCCUCACCCCCUAUGAGAACACCGCUGGGAAAAGACCUGUCUCCUGAGGCCCAGGAGAAGAGGAGGUACAUGGGCAUGCUGUUCAGAAGAGCAUCAAAGAAGUCACUCAGCCAAAUGCACAGCCAUAAAACCCAGGAACCAACACCUGAGUUGCUGCACCCUCCACCUGGCUUUGGAGACCAGAAAAUUCCCUUAAAAAGACUCAGAACUGGUCUUUUGGAAACUGUGUGUCUGAGUCCUCUGGCAGAGGAGCAAUUAGAUGGUCCAGUCCCUCAGACCCAACCUCAACUGGUUUCUUUCAUAGCCCAGGAGGGAGCACUUAGACCUGAGGCUUUAAAGGAAUGUGACCCCCUGACAGUUAACACUUUUUUAGAAAAGAAGACAGGCCCAGGGCAGGCCACGGAAUCAUUUGAAAUGGAAGAGAUGAGCUUUGAUGAGGGCAGUUUCACAGGGAGCUACACGAGAGGGACAGAAAAUUUAGUGAGAGGUGUAAUAAAGUCCAACAGCUGCCAGUCAGACAGCAGUGGAUUUCUUGAAGAGCCCUUCAUCCCAGGACCUGAACUCAUCAAGGCUCUGUCCGGCUUGUCAGGAGGGAGCACUGUCAGCCAGAGCAGCAAGAGACCAGGGUCCCUCUCUCCUUCUGCUGUUGACACACUUAUGCUUUCCUCACCCUGUCCAUCACAAGAGCCUUCAUUGUUAUUUGGCCCUUCCACAUCUCCAGUCCCAUUCAGCCUCCUAAAAUCUGACCUGCAAGGUUCAGAGAUGGAGACACCACCAGAUGCCCCAUGCCCCCACCUGUCUCCCCUUCCUCAAGACUCUGAAAGCACAGCAUUCUCUGCCUUUUCAUAUGUCCCUUCUACUUCUUCAUUUCCUUCUCCUGCUCCAAAUUUUGCAUCAAGUGCAAUGUCUUUUCCAUGGUCUGACUCCUCCUCUGGCAGUCCAAGGAACACAUACUCAGAAUAUACUGAGGUGGCUUUGCAUAAAAAUGUCCUAUCUGCUUCUGGUGACUUAUCGCUGCUUCUCUCUUCCCCUUUUGCCUUUCCCCCAAUAACUGAAUCCCUCUCACAGAGUUCAAAUAACAAUCAAAAAAAUUCCAGUCUCUCAGACUCAGAUCGAACAGGCCUCUCUGACACAUCUACCAAUACACAAAACAAAGAGAACAAAAUACCUUUUUUUCUCACCUUUCUGUUGGACAAGGACAGUCCCUCAGUACCAUCUCCUCUCGUUCUGGACUCCUGUAAAUUUGAGAAGGGUUGUCCCUCACUGCCAAGCCUUUCUCCUAACCCUUCUAUUCCAAGUUGUCAGUCUGACAUGCCAUUGCAUCAUCCACAUGGUCUGAGAGAUCCAACUGCCCAAAGAAAAGCAGACCUGACAGAGCCAUCCAUUUUCCAACUAGGCCAGUCAUGUUCUCAUGAUGGUAACACAGAUCUUGCUCCAGCCUCUCCUGUCCAAGAUAUUAUUCAUGUUAAGAUGGACCACUUCACUGUGGACUUAGAGGAUACCCUUCAGAGGAAUAAAAAGGAAGAAGAGGAUGGUGAGGGAGAUACUGACACCAUGCAGACUCAAGACACUGUUUACAUCUCAGAUAGAGAGAGUUCUGCAGGCCUGUCAGAAGGUUCUACAUUAAUCGCUGGGAACAUGUGUAACCAAACAGAACCAGAUCAAGCAGUCUCUUCUGAUACUUUGUAUGAUAAACUUUUAAGUAAAACCAAUCAAGAAGAGUUAAGAAAAUUCAGUCAAAUGGAAAGUAAUGGAAAAAUAAGUGAAUCAGCAAGUAAUUUCAUUUUACAUAAUGAAGUUUCAGAGGAACAAAGCAGACUUGAAGUGGAACUAAUCAAGAUUGACAGCUUAGAUCUGGCCUUCGAAACAUCAGUGGAUGGUUCAGAAGAUGAAAAUGGAGAUGUGGAUAAUUUUUUUCAGCAGCUUGAUACUGAAGAAUUAUCUUGA